UCGCAUUAGAUGAGUAGCACCGUCGUAUGUCUAUUGUAGCUAUAUAGCUAGCUAGGUAAUUAGUUGAUGAGUAGUUAAUGUGAUAAAAAAAAAUAAAAAUCGAAGUUUACCGAACCAUUAAAUUGUCAAUUUCAAUAAAUAAACAUAAAUGAAUAUGCACGCUCUGGAAUCAACUUUCAACAAACUUUAAACCAAGAAAAAAUAGGAAGUCACAUAAACCUAUCUAGAAUCCACGCGAUUCGUGAAAUAUCGAAGCUGUAUCGUACAAUAUUGUGCACGAUACCUUUUGCGACACGUGGCCUUGGCAGGCAACACAAAACGUCAAUGAAAUUUAAUAUUCCAAAUCCGAUAACCCAGUUAUCGUAAGGUUUGCAUAAAAAGCUGUGCUGUGAGCACUCGCUAUCCCUCCAAGGCGAAUAGUACCGUUUCCCCGUCCGCCGCCGCCGCACCGCUUCAGCUCUGAAAAUGGCAAUUGAAAAGUACUGAUAGUUUAGCGCACGGGAUAGUUAUAACAUGAGUUUAUUUGUUGAUUUGCGACAAAUCAACUCUUCCGUAACAAAUCUUUCAGAGAUGGUUGACAAGAUAGCGUCAAGUAAAGAAAAGCUAGCGAACGAUAUUCCAAGAAAAGAAGAUUCAACAUUCUUCAGCAGUUCAAUUUACAAACCGACAACUCUUGGUUUUGGAGUUCGUUUCUCUAGCCAAGAAGACAUCUACCGUAAGUUGCCAUCAUCUCGACUGCACAGUCAUAUGUCUUUACCUAAUUUGGGUAAAGCUGAUACCAGCUUUGAAAAAAAUUCAUCACGACUUGACGAUAGACCCAAAAUAAUUGAAUUAGACGAAGAAAAAAGUUAUAAAAGCAGUAAAUCCACUAUACAAAUUUCAACAGAGAACCUCAACGAUUGGAUAGUAGCGUCUAUUAACAAGCGACCGCAUUUUGAUGAUAACGGUGAUACGCAUCCUAUGGAUUUCAUAGAAAACAUCAAAUACUAUAUAUCAGAAUUGAAAAUGUUGGAGGAGAAACAACUUCCGUUUAUAAUUUCCUGCUUGGAAGGAGUACCACUAAUGUGGACGCGAUGCUUCCGAAACGAAUUCAAAGACGUCGAAAGUUUUUACGCGGCAUUCGAACAAGAAUUUUGGGGACCAGAUCGUCAGAAAGCUGUGUUGUACGACUUGAAACUGGGGAAAUAUGAUGAAAGCGAUUCUCGGAUGAGCAUGUCAGAAUAUUUUCUGCACAAAGUAUCCAACUAUCGUCACUUGACACCCCCGCCUUCCGAUUUGGAAAUAGUAUAUUCGCUCGCAGCACAUUUCCCAACAGCCGUAGAGCUGGAGCUACGGCUGACUCCGAAGCCUACGCUUCGAGACGCAUACCGCGUGCUACGCCGUAGAGAAGGCGAGUCAGCGGACUUCCUUCCAAAUUACCUAUACGAUAUGUGCGAGGCGUUCCACCGCGGACAACGACCAGAAACUUCAAGACGAUCUGAAAAAUUAAACGUUCAAAAUGUAGAUUCGAAAGACAAAAAAAUGUAUUAAAGACUUUUAAUUUUUUUAAGCGUUAGCGAACAUUUGACACUGCCAUUUCAAUAAAUUUAACAAAUAAAUUAUGUGAUUUUUUUAAAUAAAACUUUUAAUCAAGAAUACUCAAUUGUACUUACGAAUAAUGAAAUAAAUAUUAAACGUA
Bombyx mori (domestic silkworm) is the source of this 1678-nucleotide messenger RNA. RefSeq lists its product as uncharacterized. The record is from RefSeq and is a predicted model, not a curated record. The coding region runs from base 514 to 1530 and encodes 338 amino acids. The transcript has 2 exons. NCBI's taxonomy places the organism in Eukaryota, Metazoa, Arthropoda, Insecta, Lepidoptera, Bombycidae.